Molecule: messenger RNA, 5099 nt
Organism: Cataglyphis hispanica
Lineage: Eukaryota; Metazoa; Arthropoda; Insecta; Hymenoptera; Formicidae
Gene: RhoGAP15B
Exons: 13
Coding region: 1128-4937 (1269 amino acids)
Biological process (GO): positive regulation of GTPase activity; signal transduction
Molecular function (GO): GTPase activator activity; phosphatidylinositol-3,4,5-trisphosphate binding
Source: RefSeq, a predicted model, not a curated record
GAUACUCGUGUGUGGGCGACAAGCGGAGAGCGGACUCCGCUCAGCGGAGUCGCGUCAGUACAGAGGCACGACUCGCGCCAUCGAGUCGAACGAUGACGCGUCGUUCUCGGCCACUCUUUUUAUCUUAUCGCCGCACGUCGUCUUUAUCUUCUUAAACGUAGCCGCGACGUGAGUCCGUGGGCGCGAUGUUUCGUGCGCGUAAAAAAAAAUCAUAGCGCUCGAACGGAGGCGCGGACCCGCCGAUGAAUUCCGGAAAGCACGAGGCAUCCCGAAAAAUACAAUUUUAGUCCUCUAGGAGAAGAGAAAGGAGGAGAGAACUGCGCUCGCGCAAACCGUAAAAUCUAGGGUCGCCUGUGACGCUUGUCGCGCAUAUAUAUAUGUGUGUGUGUGUGUGUGUGUGUGUCAUUGUGCGUGCGUUUUCUCCGCUCGCUGUCGCGCACGCCGAGUGUCUCUUUAAUUCAUCAACGGCUCCCGACCAGCUGGUACUGUAUUGCUCUCGCUUCGUUCAAUUCCUAUUAUCGUGGGAAACCCGUGUGUGUCUGCGUUCUGAUUUUGAUACCGAAAGAAGCGCUAUCUAAAUAGCGUACGUUGACCUUUUAACCGGCACUGUAAUUGCCGGAUAUUUCUAUGACCGAAGAAAAUUUGAUGUCUAGUUCUUCUCUUAUGAUUUUAUAAAACCAUAUACAGCCAGUUUUAUCGCAUAAUAUUUAUUCAUUAUUCGAAUGCGCGAAUUUAAAAAGUGACAGGCCCACGUGUAUAAUAGCCUAUGUGAUGCGAGCGCGCGAAUAAUGAGUCACGUGCCGGUGAAAAGGAGACACGGUGAAUCUACAUAGCAGACAAAACGUGGAUGAAUGAUCGAGAGAUAGACCCGCAUAGCUGCACGAUUCUCGUUUGAAAAGAAAAAGAAUAUAAUAAAAUGCAGUAAUCUCAGUUAAUGUGGACUUACUGCGAAGGAACGGGAGCGAUUGUUCGAGAGGAGGAAGGGCCGCGCAGGAAGGGACAGCCGUAGCGUGACGACAACAACGACCCAGGAUCAAUGGGUUAGUAUCAAAGAAUACCGAAAACUCUCUUUCUGGAGCGACUUUGGAGUGGAUUAUUGGAAUCUACUGGAAGAAUCGGCCUCCGCGAUGGAAGUGAAACCGAUACCGAAACCGCGAUCGAUCCUGACUGAGAGUAGGCCGGUACCGGCGCCCCGGAGGAUUCCGGCGCCGAUCACUUCGCCGAUGGCGCGUUCCAGCAGCCCGACCAGCGAGUCCGGUCAAUCUGAGAAGAGCGACGAUCAGAGGUCGACCAGUGGCUCGGUUGGCGAGAGCACCCGCGGCAAUCACGAGUUCUUCCGCAAUCUCAGCACGAGUUCGCGCCAAUUGAAGGACGAGAUUUCGGAGAAAAUGACGGUGAAGGGACGCGCCGUCAUCUCCAGCACGCGGAACGCCAGUAUGCGGUUGGAGAGAUCGGUGAAGAAUCUCCUGACACGACGACUGUCGUCCCUGAAUCAGGACGAUGUAGUCGGUCAAGAUAGCGCCCAGAAAAAGCUUAAGGAUCCGGUCGAGGAAGAUAGAUGCGUGUCGAUGCCGACCGAUGACAUAUUUAAUAGCAUCUCGUUUUACAGUCCACUGAGCGGCAAUCUGAAAAGUGUGAAGAACGAGGAAGAUUUAUCCGCCAGACACAGCCCACCGCCGCCGGUUUAUCCGCCGCCUCCACUUCCGGAUGAGUCUAUCUACGACGAGCUGCAGUCCGUCACGUCGGGAAGUAGCGGCCGAUAUGACACUCUCAGCUCCACAGUAUCCGACAAGGUCGAGCGGGACUUUCCUGAGUCGUUCAGUCUUCUCAACUUCGCACGAAAUCAGGGUAGCGAUUCCGACCAGAGCCUGAACUUGUCCGACGUCAAUGUAAGUCUGUCACCUGAUCGAUCUGAAAUUUCUGCCAAGAAACUGUCGAGAUCGGACUCUUGGACUUUCUACGACACCACGCCCGGUACUAAAGCCGAGAAUGUCGAUGAGAUGGAUAGAAUAUCUAGUGUAGAGGAAGAAAGCUUGGAAAAAUCUAUCGAGAGAGAGAUACCGACAUUGGAUCGAACUUCUUAUGUAUCCAAUGAGAGCCAGGCUUCUGUCCAAAAUUCUCUCUAUGAAAAUCUGUCAUCGUCCAAGAUCGAUUGCCAGCUACAACCGAUAAUUUCUUCGGAUACUAGGCAGCAAAGUAGCAAGUCCUUGCUCUUCGAGUUUGAUCCGUUCGCGAGAACAUCCGAAGAUGAGAACGUUUACAGCAAUUACGAGAACAAUGAUCUGAUGCUACUGGAGACUUUGUUGGCUACCAACGAUUCGUCCGGCAGCGCCGACAGCACACUCGACUUUCGCGAGAGCGCUGAGGAGGAGCAGGAGGACGAAGACUUAACACACGCCGGCAUCAGUUCGACACCUCCGGAGCCACCCAGAAGAUUCGAUUCUCUUCCGAAGAACGAAUACGACGUACCGGAAGGCACGGAACAGCCCGACAAGGUCCAAGCGGCGAGUAAGAAUCCGCCUCUUUUGCCGAAACUAGCGCACUUGGUGACUAAAAAGCAACCUGCAGUUCCUCCCAGAAAACCUUCCAUAAGAAUUCCUUCUACAGACAAUUCUUCGAUUUCUCCAUCAACAACGACGACGACGACGAUGACAACGACGACGACAUCUCCCAGUGUGUGUAACAUCGAGGAGAAUAUUACCAGUCCUUUGUCGGGCACGUCAAGGAUUGCUGAAGAGAAUCGUAAAGUGAGUGUGAUACAAAAAUUGAAAAAACUGCGACACGAAUCUACCGUGCAUGCCAUCAGACCAAACGUGAUCAGUUUUGUGAAGAGCGGCAGUAAAUUGUUAUCCAGAACUCGCGAGCACAUCGGUGAGUCUGGCUCGAGGUCAUUGCGAAUGGAGAGGCCAAAGGUCAAUGUUCCGCACAAUCCGGUCACACACAGAGGAAUGGUAUACAGGCCGGGAAUGGGCAUCGAGAGGACCAAGGAUCUCGUGCCGAGAGCGGCAGUGUUACUGGAUCGGAAAUUAUCAUUCUAUACUGACAAGAGCAUGUCUUCGCUAAAAGAAGUCGUGGAACUGGAUACAGUGCAUAGUAUUCAUCUGCUUCAGGAUGUCAAAACCGUGGACGGCGAGACGGUGCAUUGCGUAGCGAUUAGCGGUGCAGGCAGACCGAAUGUGCACGUUUUCUAUGCGAAAGGUAUCGCCGAGAGACGGAUCUGGGCGCAGAGGAUCCUUGAGGCCACUACACCGGUCUUCCCUACGAGGUACACUGCCGAUCUUAUUAGAGCAGGUUGGGCUUAUUUAAAGGAAGGCGUAACAGGUACGUGGUUUCCGGCUUGGGUUCUUUUGCAACAAAGAAUCUUGAUUUACACGAAAUCCUUCGAACCUGCUUUCGCUAUAAAUUUUGAACAUGUGGACUUGCGAAAAGCACGUUGCAUCGUAUUGCGGGAACAGGAAGGACCGAUUGCCGGAUGUGGGACUAUUCCGGUUGUAGUUGUGGAUGCCGGAGGGAGUGGUGCCCUGCACAUCGCUACACCGAGAACCCACGAAGCAACCGCUUGGCGACACGCACUUUAUCAGGCAGCCACUAACUGCGGCCCUGCUUUAGAACAGCAGCAGAUCACGCAAGACAAUGUGCCCGUCAUCUUGGACAAAUGCGUCAACUUUAUCUACGCGCAUGGCAUGAUGUCGGAAGGCAUUUAUCGUCGCAGUGGCUCGAGCAGUGCCGUAGUAAAGCUACUGGAGGCUUUCAGACGAGACGCAUGGGCCACGCAAAUCACACGGAAUUCGUAUACGGAACACGACGUUGCCACGGUUCUCAGAAGAUUCCUGCGGGACUUACCGGAUCCAUUAUUCCCCGCCAAAAUACACGAUCGACUCUGCCUCACUACAGAUUCGACCAGCGAGGAAAAUAGGGUUGCGACUUACCGGAAGUUACUGUCCACGCUCAAUCCUGUGACAUCGGCGACGCUUCGUCGGAUUCUGGCACACCUUCAUGGUCUUAGUCAGCAGAGCGCCAGAAACUUAAUGACUGCCGAGAAUCUGUCGGCUGUUUGGGGCCCGACCUUAAUGCACGCCGGUGAAAACAGCGCCGAAGAGUGGAACCGCGCAGAGACCAAGGUCGUCGGCGAUCUCAUCAGGUUGUAUCCGAAACUUUAUCAACUGUCGCCCGCUGAUCUGGCUAAGGAGGCAAAAAUGCUAGAAGUCUUAGAGAAACAUGUGACUAAUAAUGGACCACGAGGCGCACCUUCGGGAGAUCUGAAGAUCUGGAUAUACAUCUUGUCGCCGGAAGGGGAAUGCGUGAAUGUUACUAUCGGGCCUCAAAAGACUGCGUUUGACGUGUGCCGAGAACUCGCUGAAAAAACCAAUUCGGCGGUUCAUGAGUUGUGUCUAGAAGAAUAUACGCUAUCCGGCGCGCUCGAACGGCCGUUGCAUCACAACGAACGUGUCCUGGAAGCGGUUGCGAGAUGGGGAUACUGGGACCCGGAUGAUAGAAAGGAUAAUGUCCUAAUCCUGAAAAAAGAUCGAUUGUAUAAGGAUAUCGUGCCUCUGGUAAAGCCACCUAUGACGAUCUCUGGAGAACUUAAGUUCGCGGAUACCAAGACGAAGAACCUGAAGAGUUAUCUCUUCGAAUUCAGCCAGGCGAAGCUCUGUUGUUACAAAGACAAGGUGUGCUCCGUGAAACUUCAUGAGUGGAAGAUAGAGGAUAUUAUUUGGUACUUGGGACACGAGCCUAAACGCAAUCCACAGAUGGGCUGGUCCAUCACAUUCAUUGUAAAAAACAAAAAUCCUACAAGAUGUAAGGAUAGCCCGUAUUUCGGCAACAUCUUGGCAGGAACAUCCAAGGACGAGCAGUACAGAUGGUUAGCGGCCAUGCUCUUCGGGGAAUAUCAAUUGAAUCUUCGAGCUUCCGCGGUGAACCUCAUGGAUCCAUAGUGGCCUCCAAAGUGAUAAGUGAUAUUUUCUAAUAAUGAAUCGCGUUAUACAUCUUAUAUAAAUAUAGAAAUGUGUACAAUAUAUAUAUUCCAGUAAAAGAAAAACUAAUAAUUAAUAUACGGUGUCCUAAAAAUUUGAUCUCUAAAAAGCGAUUUACAUAAA